This is a messenger RNA of Cylicocyclus nassatus, 623 nucleotides long. Lineage: Eukaryota; Metazoa; Nematoda; Chromadorea; Rhabditida; Strongylidae. The record is from the annotation of a GenBank genome assembly.
AUGUUGUAGGUAUCACGUUACAAUACCUUGUCGUUCAGAAAAGCGCAUAAUGAGCAAGCUUGUGACUGAUUGGAUGUUUCCCAUGGACCUUGUAUAUUAUCUUAGGCCUGGUGAUCUGGUCGUGUUUGAUAGGGGUGCUUACCAACACUGGGGUGUUUUCAUCGGUAGGGAGGAACAUCAAGGCAAAAGAGUUAACAAAGUGAUACAUUUGGUCCCAGUCGCUGGAUCAAGGUCUGCAGGUACUUCGCGUCAAGCAACAGUAGUGAAAGAGAGCUUGAAAGAAGUUGCUGCUGGAGGCAAAGUGCGCCUCGAUAAUUCAAAAGACUUCUAUCAACGUCCAUUUGACGGAGCGAGUGUGGUUUUACGAGCGAGACGGGAGUUGCGCAUGGCCAAAGAAAGAACCUAUGAUAUGUUUUUUGGCAAUGCUGAGCUCUUUGCCUGUUUUUGCCGCUACGGCAAAGAUAGGUUCUGAUUGCACUCGGUGUCACUAUGGUUAAGGCUUGUGAAAGUGGGCUGUUUACAAUCCUAGCUUUCUCUUUAUCAUUGUUGCUGUUCGGAGAAGACCACUGAAAUGAUUGCAAUUAUGUCGCCAGUAUUUUUAUUGAAAAUAAAUGUUGAAGAAC